AUGAACGCAAACCGUGCCAACCCCUUCAACUCCCCUCCCUCCUCGACCGGUUCCCACGGCACCGUGAGCCCGACCAUGUCCUCCGUCUUCUCCGACCCCGAGGGCGAGUCGACGCGCAGGCUCAACAACGACAUGGCGAGAAUUACGGCGCCCCGCAAGCUCCCCAUCAACUGGGAGGCCGCUCACCGCAAGUGGCCCGAGUUCUUCUCUCUGCCUCCCCGCGACGCCGUCGACGCGAGACCUCCGGGCUCCAAGGAGAACAGGCCGCCGCCGGCCUUGGCCGACGAUUCCACCCAAGACGCCUGGCAAGUCUCGAGGAAGAAGCGUGCGGACAUGCAGCCGCGUGUCGACAACGAAUCGGAUAUCUCCUCCAUUUUCGACAAGUCGCCCCUGGCCCCCGCCGCCGUGGCUCCUUCCAAGAGCGCGCCGAAUCCUAGCCCCCUCUCCCGGCUACGCAGCCGAGCCUCGGAUUUCAACCAAAGGCAUUCUGCCGCCGCCGCCCUGCAUCCCCAUCCUCCUCCGCGCCGUGACUCGGCCGUCGGUGAGGACGCCGACCAGAGGGAACGCCGGCGCGACGGCGGCUCUCCUCUCCUCUCUUCGGCCAAGUCCAGCUUGACGGCCGUUCCUUCGUCGCCCGAAUCCGUCAACAACCUCGGUCAAAAUGUGUCCCAUGUUCGCUCCUUCUUCAUGCCCGACGUCUCCCACCUCGGUGACUUCGUGACCGGAACCCUCAAGUUUAGCGGCUCCAUGAAGAAUGGCGUGCCCAUCUUUGUCAAGCAUGGCAGGGUGCACGACCGGCAAGAGAGGCCCUCCGCCGGCGCCCACGCCGAGGUGGACGCCAUCGAGGUGCCGCGGGACGAGGAGAAAAUCUUCGUAUCGAUGGAUAUGAUUCGCGAUGAGAUCCUCUCCCUCCAGGAGCAUCACGACAAGGUGCAGGAGUACGCCGAGAAUCUUCAGCAGCAAGUCGAGAGGCUCGAGGCAAAGUUGAGGUCAUCCAAGUAUGCCGAUGGUCACCAGUCGGAUGGCCAGCUCACCCGUCUGGAGGAGGCCACCCGCAAGUGCAGCGAUAAGGACUUCCACAACAUGUCACUGAUCCACGAGCGAGACCGCGCCGUCGGCAGACUGCAGAGCGCCUGCGACGACAUCAGCAAGCUCACCCGCAAGUUGAGCGUGAAGGAGAAGGAACUGGAGUCUUCGCAUAAGCAGCUCGAGACGACGGAUCAGAUGCGACACGACAACGACACCCUUCGCCGGGAUCUCAUUUCCCUCCAGCACGGUCGGGAGGCGUUGGAGCGCGAAAACGCCUCUCUCCGCGUCGACAACGAAGAGCUGCAGAGGAAGCAGCGGGAGCUUCACGCCGAAAUCGAUCGCCUGCGUUCCGACAUCAGCAGCCUCCGGCACGCCGGCGACUCCCUCGCCGACCGAAGCAGAGCUCCCCGGCCGAGCAACCCAUCUCUCGAGGCGGAGAACGAAGACUUGCGCGAGAACCUUGACGGGGUCCAGCACGAGCUCGACGCCGCUCGCGAGGAUGUCGAGACAUUGCGACGCCGGGUCGAGACCAUGACCCAGGAGAGGACAACUCUCCAGGAGGACAACGAAAGUCUCGUCCGCCACAACGACAAGUAUUUCAGCGAGAACAAGAUACUCCGGCGCGAAAACUCGGGGUUUGAGCGCAGCAUGCACGACCUCCAUGAUGAGAACGUGAAGAUCAAGGCCGAGUGUGACGCCCUGAAGCAGCAGCUGGGUCACUGCCGGCCCCUACCAAAGGAAGAUGUGUCCGCCCGCCUGGAUGACGAAGUGGAGGAGAACAUGACGUCGGCAUUCUUCGUGCCGGACAUCACCAUCAACACGAACGAGUCUGGCCCCGAGGUCACCGACACGAAGGACAUGCCUGCACCCUCGGAGCUCGAGAUCGAUCUCACCUCCCAAAGCUACAAGAUGACGGCUGCCCGCAACGAUUCGGAGCAGGAGACACGGGACACGACGAAGCCGACGCAGUCAAUGACCAAGAAACAGGCCAAGAUGACCAGUCAAGCAAUUCAUGGCCAGAAGGUUUCAUUUUCCAUUCCUGAAAAGUCCGAUGCGAGCGACAGAAACGUCGCAAACCGAGGAAGCAAGCGGCGGAGCCGUGCCGGCGCCCAGCAGGGUCACGGAGGGUCCGUCGUACACCUUUUCCAAGAAUGGGACGACACGACUGGCAUUCAGUCUGUCGAAAAUACGACGCAGGACCAGGUCAUCUCCCUGAACCUCUCGCUCAAGGAUGAACGCCAGUCGCAGGCACGAGACGCGAUGAAACAGAGUCGGAAGAAGCAUGCACCGUCAUCUUCUCGACCCGCUACCAAGGUCCGCUUGGAGGCUCAGCCGAGCACAGAUGCCAGCAAGGGUCUACUGGACAGGGACACUUGCCCUGCACUGUCGGACGAUGCACGGCAGAUCCUGGAUGUCCUGUGCAAGCAUAGCUGCCAAAACUGCAUUGUAUGCACUCGCAUCACCUCCCACCGCGGCGUCGUCGCUUCCUCCGAUGUUGCCUCGGGGAAGAAGCGGGUUCUGGUCCCUCGUCCCGUCCCUGUCAGCGAUCGCGACGUCUCCGCCGAAGACGCCACUGUCCGGCCUUCGCAGUCACCCGGCCACGCCCUCGCACUGGUCAUUAAGGGUCUCGAGGACGAGUCACGCCACAUACAGCUCGAGUUGUCACGCGUGCAGGCAGAGUACAACGGUAGUGAUAAGUCCCUCGGCCGACGCGAGAGGCUCAAGCUCGCCGACGGCAUCCGCACCCUUCUGAAGCGUCUUGAGGUCAAGAAUGAUCAGAUAUACAGCUUGUACGAUGUUCUCGAGGGUCAAAAGGCCGCGGGCCAGGCCAUGAGCGAAGAGGAGAUUGAGGUGACGGUGCUCAACAUCACGGGCAUGACGGUCCGGGAUGUGACGAGCAGGAGCGAGAAUGCUUCCUGGGACGGCAUCCAAGAUGUUGUCUGA
This is a messenger RNA of Drechmeria coniospora, 2973 nucleotides long. RefSeq lists its product as uncharacterized. The record is from RefSeq and is a predicted model, not a curated record. Bases 1 to 2973 code for a protein of 990 amino acids. NCBI's taxonomy places the organism in Eukaryota, Fungi, Ascomycota, Sordariomycetes, Hypocreales, Ophiocordycipitaceae. Gene Ontology annotation, molecular function: microtubule binding. The transcript has 2 exons.